GUGAAUAUUCAUUCCACUUGGACCUCUUCCAAGUUACCAAAAAUUCAUAAUAAAAGCAAUUGUUUGCACUGCAGUUUAUACUCUAAUAACAUACAAAGUGGACGUUACGCUCAGUAAAAAUUUUGUAAAUACAUCAGAUUUUCUGGAAAAAUGUGGGCGAUUUUUUUUUAUAGGCCGACGUUUAUGGGAACAUAAAACAAAUGCUUAAUUCUAAAUUAUUCUUACUAAGUGGUAUGCGUUCUAGUUUUGUGGCUAAUUUUUGGUAGUGUGGCAAUAGAAUGUCUGUAAAUAUGAAUAAUCGUUCCUCGGCGAAAAGUGUGCGAAUAGGCAAUCACGAACCUGUCUUAUUUUACGAUGAAGCUAUAGACACGGACAGCGAUAGUAUAUCGGGGGAAGAAGAAGUAGGUUCUGGAUCAGAUAGUGAACAGAGGAUUCGUGUACGACCGGCACAGGAAAUCUGGGAAACAAGUACUGUGUGGAACGCACUUAUGUUAUUAGACGAUGCAAACAUUAUCCUAGAGUUAAUAAACAAUCAGCAAUUAGAUCAGUUAACUCUCUACAAGAGUGGGAAGAAGACCGGUAUACUGAUUGCGUCAUGGUUAGGACAAGCAGCAGCACUUAAAGUAUUAAUCGCGCAGGGAGCUACGGUGCAUGUCGCAGACUGCGGUGGAAGGACGCCUUUACACUUGGCGGCUUGUUCUGGUAAUUACGAAUGUAUCAGAAUACUUUUGGAUGCUGGAGCACCUGUUAUCGCGUGGGACUCUGGUCACAAAGCUACCCCAAUCCACUGCACUGCUAGUCGAGGCUAUCUAGCAUGCACAAAGCUUCUUAUACGAAGGGGAGCAGAUGUGAAUGCAGGAAUUACAAAUAAAAGCCCACUGCAUUACGCAGUCCAAAGUCUUGCGGCAGAUUGCGUUAAAGAACUUUUGGAGGCAGGUGCGAUUCCGAACACUCCCCAGGUCUACACUGAAGCUCCGCUGCAUGUUGCCGCUGCUUUAGGAUCGACGGAAAUAAUAAAGCUACUCAUAAAACAUGGAGCGGCAGUAACGGUUCAAUGUGGAUUAGAAAAAACAACAGCGCUUCACUUAGUAGCCGAAGACGAUAACGUGGAAUCUGCCCGUCUCUUACUAGACGCAGGAGCGCACAUCAUGGCGGUUAAUAAGAAAUUGCAAACUCCCCUUCAUUUAGCAACGCUGUCUCAGUCGACCGAAACAUUGCAGUUAUUACUCAGUCGCGGAGCAAACCCAAACGUAACAGACAUCAACGGGAGAACUCCUUUACAUGGGGCAAUUGCAAAAGCAUCACGAUGUGAAUGCAUACGGUUCUUACUGAACGCUGGCGCAAACGUGAACGCGUCUGACGCGUUCGGUUACACUCCACUGCAUUUAGCCGCGCUCAACGAAUAUUCGCAAUUUGUAAUGAUGCUAAUAAACCACGGAGGAGACGUCACAGCGAGAACAAACGGAGGAAUAUCAGUUCUUACCUUCAUAACACGACGAACUCCGGACGUAAUUCCAAAAUAUAUAACCAAAUUUGGUUCGGCCAUAAAACUAACCGAUCACGAACUCGGAGACGUUGAUUGCGAACUGAAAUUAGAUUUUAGAGUACUCGUGCCAUCGCCAAAUAAAGGCGAAACAGAAUUGCUGCUCAAUUUUAUUGAAGUCGGCCAUCGGGAAGUCCUAAACCAUCCACUGUGUGAAACCUUUUUGCAUUUAAAAUGGAAAAGAAUUCGGAAGUUCUUUUUCUUUAGUUUGUUUUACCACACACUUUUCGUUACGCUUUAUACAGGGUACAUUUUGGGCGUUUUUCUAAAAAACUGCCCUUCGAAGAGAAUGGCCGGAGAGAGCAACUGUAAAAUUCCAAUGUACAUAACUGUUGUAGGCUUCAUUCUUAUCUGGUUUAAUUUUUUAUUUAUGGCUAAAGAGAUUUUCCAAAUCGCGCACAACUGGUCGGGAUAUGUCAAGAAUUGGGAAAAUUGGCUGCAGUGGUUGAUUAUAAUAAGCGUUUUCCUGUGUGUCUUUCCAAAUAAGCAUACAGAUAUUAGGCUCAACGUGCAUACUUGGCAGCAUCACGUGGCGGCGGUGGGAAUUUUUCUUACUUGGGUUGAGUUGAUGAUGAUAGUGGGCCGAUUUCCUAUCUUCGGGCUGUAUGUACAAAUGUUCACAACAGUAUCCAUAAACUUUUCGAAAUUUCUUUUAACCUACUCCUGCUUGCUCAUUGCGUUCGCCUUAUCUUUUGGUGUGCUGUUCCCGAAUUACAAAUCGCUUCAAAUGAUCGAAUGGAGUGCGCUAAAGACAGUCAUAAUGAUGUCUGGUGAGUUGGAAUUUGAGGAUAUGUUCUACGAUCCUGACUACAAACUUCUAUAUCCGAUCACUACUCAUAUAAUGUUUUUCGCAUUUGUCCUCCUAGUUACUCUCAUUUUAAGCAAUUUGUUGGUGGGUUUGGCAGUAAAUGAUAUUCAAGGUUUAUUCCAGAGUGCCGGAUUAGAUCGCUUAGUACGCCAAGCCCAGCUUGUUGCACAUUUAGAGAGUAUGUUAUUCUCUCGACUAUUUAAAUGUGCCCCAAAAAGGCUUCUUAAAUGGUUUUACAACCAGGCCCUCCUACUAAGAUCACAGCAUCACUGCGCUUUAUAUGUACGACCAAAUGAUCCCAGAGAAGAACGUAUUCCGAAAUAUUUAAUCAAGAAUAUCUAUCAAUUGGUUGUAGAGCAAAAGGAGAAAUUAAAGAUACGAUCACGUAUUAGCAAUCGUAAAAGAUGCCACCGGCAUCUGUAUGAUAUGCAGUUUCCUCCACCCGUAUCAAGAUUAAAUUCCAAUUUAAGCGGGUUGUCGUCAACCGAACAGUUACAGUUGGAGUUGCUUCGAAAGGAAUUUCAAGAAUGGGGUAAAGUAUUUUUGGAUAAGAUCGAACAACUUAGCAAACCAACAAACACAGAAGAGAGGUAAAACUAACACAAUAAAUUUUGUACAAGUUAGUGUAUUCAAUUUGAAUGUGUCGCAAUAUACUUUUUUAUGUUUUA
This is a messenger RNA of Photinus pyralis (common eastern firefly), 3019 nucleotides long. RefSeq names its product transient receptor potential channel pyrexia (gene pyx). The record is from RefSeq and is a predicted model, not a curated record. The transcript is spliced from 6 exons. Gene Ontology annotation, molecular function: protein binding; monoatomic ion channel activity. Gene Ontology annotation, biological process: monoatomic ion transport; transmembrane transport. Gene Ontology annotation, cellular component: membrane. Lineage: Eukaryota; Metazoa; Arthropoda; Insecta; Coleoptera; Lampyridae. The coding region runs from base 279 to 2945 and encodes 888 amino acids.